AUGGAUCCGCCACUGAAAGUCGUCGUACUAGAUCUGUGGGAUAUAUUGCUAUCCCAACCUGUUCCCGUCAGCACCAACAUUUCGCGUCAUGUGUUGAAAGAUAUAUUCUCUACCGACAUAUGGCAUAGCUACGAGUGUGGCCAGCUCAGCGAUGAUGGCAUUUGCCAGGAGAUUGCCGUGAGAUAUUCACUGAAUGUGGCCGAUGUCGUUGUUAUCCUAGAGCAAACCCAGAAGAUCGACACUCAAGAUGAAAGCCUGAUACAGAGUCUUCAAGCCUUGAAAGGAAAAGACGGCAAUGGUGUUUUUCUAUGCGCGAUGCUGAAUGUUUCGACCGCAGGUUACGCAACUAUCCGUCACCGGAUCGCAGAGUGGGCCAUUUUCGACCGGGUCUUCACAUCCAGUCAAACGGGCAUGCGCAAGCCUGACUUGGGCUUUUACCGACAUGUUCUCAGUGAGAUCCGACAGUCUCCCGGGGAGGUGAUCUUUGUCGAAUCAAACCCCGAGCACGUUCUACCUGCUCGAUCAGUCGGGAGUCGCGUCAUUCUGCACACAGAUAAAUCGAGUCUGUUUCAAUCUCUACAGAACUUACUGGGAAACCCCAUUGAGCGAGGAAAGGAGUUUCUCCGAGCCAACGCACAACACCUAGACAGCGUGACAAACACUGGUGUCACUAUUCGGGAUAACUUUACCCAGCUCUUGGUUUUGGAAGCUACUAAUAAUCGUGAUUUGAUAUACCUCGAGGAGCACUCAAGGACGUGGAACUUUUUUAUAGGGAAGUCAUUGCUCACGAGUACUAAGUAUCCUGAUGACUUCGACACUACAUGCACAGCAUUGACCGUCCUGGACCCUGACACCAAGAUUGUAUCUUCGGUCUUGGAUGAGUUGGUUGGCUAUGUCAGCAACGACGGCAUUGUUCUGACCUACUUUGACCGUUCUAGACCCCGAGUGGACCCAGUUGUCUGUGUCAAUGUUCUAAGGCUUUUCUAUAAGCAUGGACGCGGUCAGGAGUUACAAAAGACCCUCCAUUGGGUGCGCGAUGUGUUGAAGAGCCGGGCCUAUAUCGAAGGCACGCGAUAUUAUCCAACCCCGGAAGCAUUUCUGUACUUCCUCAGCCGUCUGCUCGAGAGUGCCAACGACAUCUACAUCCACGGCGAACUGUUCCAAAUUCUCCGAGAGCGAGUCAAGGAGCGCGUUGGGCUUCCUGGCGAUGCACUAUGUCUCGCCAUGCGUGUACUCACCUGUCAGUAUGUCGGAAUUCCAGACGACGCCGAUCUAGCAAAACUUCGUUUGAUGCAGCGUGCCGACGGGGGAUGGGAGCCCGGAUGGGUGUAUCGGUAUGGUAAGACCGAUGUCAGAAUUGGAAACAGGGGACUGGCCACAGCUUUGGCUGUGAAUGCACUCUCGCAAGCAGAGGUGGAGAGGACUUCCCGAGACGCUAGGCCCAACCAUGAAGGGGUGGUUAGUACCAGUAUCCCAACAGGAUUCAAGACAUUCUACUGGACUGUCGUGAACUGGAUUUACUCUUAUCCGCAAUCGGUCAAGACCUCAUCAUAUAAAUGA
Messenger RNA from Penicillium griseofulvum, 1560 nucleotides. RefSeq lists its product as uncharacterized. The transcript is spliced from 4 exons. NCBI's taxonomy places the organism in Eukaryota, Fungi, Ascomycota, Eurotiomycetes, Eurotiales, Aspergillaceae. The record is from RefSeq and is a predicted model, not a curated record. The coding region runs from base 1 to 1560 and encodes 519 amino acids.